GGAAGUCGGUCACGUGAGGAGCUCGACCCAACAUGGCCGCCUAUCUGCAGUGGCGCCGUUUCGUCUUCUUCGACAGAGAGAUGGUGAAGGAGCCGCCGGGGCCGGAGGCUGCUGGUGGGAAGCCCUUCGCGUUGCCUCCGGGCAUCACGGUCUGUGAUUCAGGCCGGGGAAACCUUGUGUUCGGAGAUAUGGAAGGUCGGAUCUGGUUUUUGCCUCGCUCGCUUCAACUUAGUGGUUUCCAAGCUUACAAAUUAAGGGUAACGCAUCUGUACCAGCUGAAGCAGCACAGUAUCUUGGUUUCUGUUGGUGAGGAUGAAGAGGGCAUUAACCCAUUGGUUAAAGUAUGGAAUCUGGAAAAACGAGAUGGUGGCAAUCCUCUUUGCACACGAAUUUUCCCAGCGAUACCGGGUAACAAGCCCACAGUUGUGUCCUGUCUAACUGUCCAUGAGAAUCUGAAUUUCAUGGCUAUUGGUUUUGCAGAUGGGAGUGUUGUACUUACAAAAGGAGACAUCACUCGAGACCGACAUAGUAAGACUCAGAUCCUACAUGAAGGCAGUUACCCAGUUACUGGUCUUGCUUUUCGACAGUCUGGCAAAACAACACAUCUGUUUGUGGUGACCACAGAGAACAUCCAGUCCUACCUGCUUUCUGUGAAAGACUACUCUCAUCUGGAGCUGGACAAUCAUGGCUGUGGAUUGCACUGUUCUUCUCUGAGCGACCCCUCCCAGGACCUCCAGUUCAUUGUAGCAGGAAAUGAAUGUGUAUACCUUUAUCAACCAGAUGAACGAGGCCCCUGCUUUGCUUUCGAGGGACAAAAGCUGAUUGUUCACUGGUAUCGGGGAUACCUCAUCAUUGUCUCCAAGGACCGAAAAACUUCUCCUAAGUAUGUUUCCUUGGAACAGUUGCAUUUUUUAUUUAAUCGUUGCAGUUUCUGGAGGCUAAUGUCAUGUGAUCCUUACUGGCUGCCUCUACAGAACUAUCAAGAGGCUUUGCACUACAUUGGAAAACUGCCUUUUGAUCAAGCAGAGAGUAACAUGAAGCGGUAUGGUAAAAUCCUGAUGCACCAUGUCCCUAAGGAGACAACAGAACUAUUGAAGAACCUUUGCACUGAUUACCAGCCAUCAGGAAACAGUGAAGGCCCUGGGAUUCUGGAAGGAAAAAAGGCAAAUUCUGAGGAGUUCAUUCCAGUCUUUGCAAACAACUCCCGAGAACUGAAGGCUUUUCUGGAGCACAUGACUGAGGUGCAGUCUGACUCUCCACAGGGUGUCUAUGACACUUUAUUGGAACUUCGUCUCCAGAAUUGGGCACAUGAAGUAGAUAAGCAGAUCAAAGAGAAGCUGCAUGAUGAAGCACUCACUCUGCUGAAGAGUGGAAGGUUCAAAACAGUCUUUGAUAAGGCCUUGGUCUUAUGUCAGAUGCACAAUUUCAAGGAUGGUGUCCUCUACCUCUAUGAACAGGGCAAACUUUUCCAACAGAUCAUGCAUUACCACAUGCAGAACGAGCAGUACAAGAAAGUGAUCGAGGUGUGUGAGUUGUACGGGGACCAAGAGGCUUGUCUUUGGGAACAGGCUCUUGGCUACUUUGCACGGAAGGAGGAAGACUGCAAGGAAUAUAUUGCUGCAGUGCUGAAACACAUAGAGAACAAGAACCUUAUGCCUCCACUUCUUGUUGUGCAGACGCUGGCUCACAACUCCACAGCCACAUUGUCUGUGAUUAAGGAUUAUCUUGUCAACAAGCUGCAGAAGCAGAGCUGCCAGAUAGAGCAAGAUGGGCAGAGAAUUCAAAAAUACCGAGACGAAACUACAAGGAUCCGUCAGGAGAUUGAAGAGCUAAAAGCAAGUCCCAAGAUCUUUCAGAAGACCAAGUGUAGCAUUUGCACCAGUGCCCUGGAGCUGCCUUCAGUCCAUUUUCUGUGUGGUCAUUCCUUCCACCAGCAUUGCUUUGAAAGCUACUCUGAGAGUGAUUCAGAAUGUCCUACUUGCAUGCCUGAAAAUCGCAAAGUGAUGGACAUGAUCCGAGCCCAGGAGCAGAAGAGAGAUCUGCAUGAUCAGUUUCAGCAUCAGCUUAAGUGCUCCAAUGAUGGUUUUUCCGUCGUCGCUGACUACUUUGGUCGAGGCGUUUUUAAUAAGCUCACCCUCAUCACAGAUUUGCCUUUGGGAAAGUCAGCUACGACCAUUGAGGCUGGCCUCCAGAGGGAGCUGCUGAUGCACACUAAACGUAGUACCUGAGCUGGGGACUCCCGUUGCACCGUGCGCCUUCUCGGGUUGUACGGGUUUACGGCGUGGGCGCGCGCUUCGCCCCCCACAUCUUUCGCUCUCCAAUAAUAAAUAGAACCAAGUCGGCUUUA
Messenger RNA from Meleagris gallopavo (turkey), 2347 nucleotides. Lineage: Eukaryota; Metazoa; Chordata; Aves; Galliformes; Phasianidae. The record is from RefSeq and is a predicted model, not a curated record.